This is a messenger RNA of Pseudopipra pipra, 12274 nucleotides long. RefSeq lists its product as uncharacterized. The record is from RefSeq and is a predicted model, not a curated record. NCBI's taxonomy places the organism in Eukaryota, Metazoa, Chordata, Aves, Passeriformes, Pipridae. Bases 643 to 5328 code for a protein of 1561 amino acids. The transcript has 2 exons.
CAUAAACCAGCAGCACGUUGAGGCACAUUACGCACAUUAAAAACAGUGAAAACCAAUAUCUCUAGGGGGGAAGAGGGGCAAGGAAGCUAAGCCCACUUUAGACCAUUUUGCAGCAUCCAGAAGGAGCCCAAGUAUCUGCCUUGUCAUCUGGCAUAGCUCACAUCACUGGGAAGUGACUUCUGCUGGUGUGUGGUUCCCCCUGUGCAUAGGGGCUACCUGUACAGGUCCUCCCAGCUGGGACUAGAACUGGCUAUCUGUAGCUGAUAUAGGGGUGAUUAUAUUUCAUUAAUAAGUCACAUAGUUUAAGAACAGCAGGAUGCAACUUGGGAAAAGGUGGUGAAGAAAAAUUAGAGAUGAUAUCUGGGCCUGUGAGAAUGGUGGUGAUGCUCACAAACAUGAGAAAACUCUGACUUGGCCCUUCUUCCCUGAGGGAGUCUGGGUCAAAGCAGACUCAUCACUACCUCCAUUUUCUCUGGUGGUCUCAGAAUUUAGUAUCAUUGUAGGACUGCCCUUGCACAGAAUGAUUUUUAGAUUUACAUAGUCACGAUGCUCAUUUGCAGGUGACGUCAUCCUGGAAGAACUGCAGAUGCCCUAAAUAGGUGUCAUAGCUGUUUGUUCAUUUUCUGCUGCUGGCUGGUGAAUAUGGAUCAAACACUCAACCCAUGCAACAUGUGUUGCAUCAAGAGCACACCCUUCUGCAGAGAUGACAAGAUGCUCAUAGACCCUUUGGUGCUGAAGAAGAAGCUCAAUAGGAUGGCAACAGAGCAAGGGGCCUUUGCUGUUCUCAGCAGCCUGCUGCUGUACGUCACCGAGCUCGCAGCUGGCGAUCUGCAAAUCAGCAACAAGAGGACAAAAUGGGCAGAAGGUAAAGAAAACAAGGAGAGUUAUAACCAGCCAUGUCCAGGUCCAAUCAGGGCUCAGCAUCCAACCAGAUUUCAGCUGUUGCGGUCCAGGUUUCUGAACAGCAAUCGUGAGCCGUACACCAAGAAGAGAAGAGAAGUUGGCAAACUGGUCAUUAAAGAAAAGCUGUGGGUGAGCAGGGCUGGUAACAAGCUGGACAGAAACAGAGACAGGAAGGGAGAUGGAAAAGCAGUGGGGGAGGAUGCAGACACAGCACCCAGCGAGAGGGCCAGGUGGAGCAGCACAACUGGAAAAAACACAGUGAAGAACAUUCUGAAGAAAUUUUUAGCUGCUGAAGAAAAAGAAGACAAGGAGAAGUCUCCCAGAUGGAAAAAGAAGGGGACAAAUAGCGGCUUGCCAAAAAUAGUUAACAGGAGUUCAGUCCUGUCCAAACUGAAGGAGCAGUUUGAACAAAGCGCUCUCUGCUCGGCUGCAGAGGUGAAAGCAUCACUCUUGUGCAAAGGCGAGAAAAAGACAAAAAAUUUCCCAAGCAGAAAAGCUAUUCAUAAGCCUGAGGUCAGAGUGCUGCGCAUGGCAGCAAUGACAGCCACAGGUAUAAAGAGUCCAGAGUCCCAAAAUUUAGUGUGCUCCAUGGUCCCAGUGCCCAGACUCAGUAUGGCUACCAAAAUUAACCGUCCUUGGAGCUGGUCAAAAAAUAAUGCCACAAAGCAGCCUUUUGGUCACGACACACUGCUGAAGGAAAAGGAGGAGUCCAGCAGAGACCAUGGCGAGAACAAAACACUGGCAAAUGCAGCACAGGACAGGGAGGACAAAGAGGAAUUACCAGUGGCACUGGAGGCCGUGUCAGAUGCAAAGGACUGUGCUGAGACAAAAAUAGAUUCUGCAAAACAAGGACCCAACUUUCAUCCUGUUCUAGAUAACUCUUCUACUACUCAUAAAAACAAAGCUCUUGCAGACUGCAUUCCUCCCUUAUCUGAAUGUAGCCUAGACUGUGACAGGAAUAACACCCUAGCUGCUCCUGACACAUCUUCACUAUCAGGGAUUACCAAUGCUCUGCAAUAUGUUAAGGAAAACAGCCCACCUCCUGACCUGCCUUACUCUGGCACAGCUGAGAGAUCCCAUGAACAAAGUCCUCAGGAUACUAAACCAGGAGAGAUUCCUGAAAUAACUAUGUAUGUCUACAGUUCAGAGGAAGAUGACACAGAGCUCAAAGAGCCAGAAAAGGAUCCUUUCUUUACAGGCCCAAAAUAUUUUCCAGAGCAGAAAGCACUGGAAAACAUCCCGCCAUUUCACUCUCCAGGAGUUCAAGCAUCUUGCGAAGUUGAGUCGACAAUGGACAAUGGACAUCUAGCUGUCCUUAUACCAGCUUCUGGCAAAAAGCCACCAAUAGUCCAAAAAGAGGCACUGGAUUUAAGAGGUAAAUGUUCUGAGGAAGCCAAAGAAGGAGCAAAAUUUCACAGUGAAGACAAAAUGUCCUCUACUUCUAGCAAAAAUGAUAGCAAUGUCUCAAAUAUAGAGGAAGAGGAGGAGAAUAAAACACCCAACAGCCAAAUGCAAAAUGAAUCCAAAGCCACACAGACACAGCCUCCUCAACUAACUUUUAGCCCACAAAAUAACUUCGAUAGUUCCAAUGUGGAUAUAUCAAAUCCAGAUGCAAAUCAGAACACAUCCACACUCUCCUCAAAUGAGAAUCAGGUUCUGAAGCCUGGUGCUGCAGAAGAAGAGUACAUAUCUCCUCCUUUGGAAAAGACACAAAGUCCUUUGCCAGGUGACCUUGUGAAGCACAGUUUCUGUAUCACAGAAGAAGAUUUUGGGAAGGAUAAAUUAUCUUCAACCAGUGAAAUGUUGAAUCAUGCAAACAAUCAAGCCCUGCACAGGAGUACCUUGACUGACCUGGAGACCUGUCACAAGCCGUCUGAAUCUUUCAUUGAACAUGAAGAGGCCACUGCAGAUGAGAUGCCCUGGCCUGACUCUGAGGCAUGGCAGUCACCCUUGUCAGUCCCUUUAUCAAUAUCAAUGAGUGGGAUUGCAGGACAAAGUAUCCAUCACACUCUUCGAAAUCCUCCAGCACUUCCACCUAUUAAUCUGGUAAGACAGGGAGCUGGUGAUAUGGGACAUGAGCAUGCCAGCCAUGGCUGUGAGAAGCAUUCACCGCACCCUUCAGAUGAGGUGACAAACCAUGGGAAUGACACAAUGGUGGAGAAGAAAACUACAUGUGAUUUUAAGAACCAAGCACUGUCCCCAAAUCAUGCAACAGAAAAUGAAAACUCUACAGAAAAAGAGACAAAUACCUGUCAAAGCUUUGAGAACUGUCUUUCACUUUCAACCAAGAAGCCAGGAAAACAUGAAAAUAAAACAACACUAGCAAGAAAGCCCCUAUUACCCUUGGAGAUGAACCAAAUACCAACUUCAGAUGAUACCCAAAAGCAAGAAUGUGAUAUGCUGGAAGAGAGCCCCAUUUCUUCAUCAAUUGAAUUGGUCUCAGACCAAAAGAAGCAUGCAAAAAGUAGAAAUAAGAUAUCUGAACAUACAAGGGAUAAGCUCUUCUCAUCAGAUGAUGACAUGAAGUAUGACAGUGAUAGGAUGGAGACAGAGGAGAAAGACGAGAGACAUAUCUUGCAUAAAUUUGAGCAGGAACAAGUAUUCACACCAAAUGAUACUGUAGAUCAUAAUGAUUUUCCAAAGGAGAAUAAUGCUCACAGACCUCAAACAUCCCAGUUACCUUCAUCAGAAAAUGAUACCAACAUUCAAGGAGUGAAAAAUACUGGACAGAGUUUGGAGCAUCUAGCACCUUCAAGAGAUUUUGUAAAACACGAACAUGAUAUGACAGGAGAUGAAAACAUCUGUUGCAGUAAUGGGAAAAGCCCCCUGGCCUCAUCAGAUGAACCAACAAAACGUGCGAAUGACAGUGCAGGGCUAAAAAACAUCAAGUCAAACUUCAACAAUUACUCAAUGCCACCAAGAAAUACAUCAAGACACAACAACAAGACCACUGAUGAGGACAAUACCUCCCUAGAGACAAAGAAACAGAUGCCACCAGGUGACUUUGUAAAGCUUGAAACUAAAUUGGACAAAAAAGAGACUAAACAAACCUCUGAGAAGCUUCAGUCACCUUCUUCAUAUAAAGUGACAAAUCGUCAAGACAGAAGCUCUUCAGGAGAGAGGAAGCAAAAGACACCAACAGCAGAAGACACUGGAUCACCUGAAAUGAAGGUACUAAAAGAGGAUAACAAGCACCAGCUUUAUGGGAAGCACCAGCUACCUCCAUCAAGAAAAUCAGAAAUGCAUGAGGAAAAUAUUCCAGGAGGAGACAAACAGCAAAUGAGAUUUGAAGAUUUUCCAAUACCUGAUACAAAUACUGCAAAAGAGAAGGACAAAUUUCUAAUUUCCAGGAAGUACCCAUCAAUAUCAUCAGAAACAUUGGUUAAGCCUCAAGAAAAUAAUACCGCAGAACAAAAGAAACAAACAUCAGCUUCUUCAGGUUUUAACAAGCCUGGUACUACUGCUGUGAAAGAAAAACAAGGAGAUCCAAAUUCUGAGAAGCCAUCUUCUUCAAACAAACUGCUGAAGCCUCAAGAAAAAAGCUCUUCAGGACAGAGGAAGCAAAAGACACCACCAGCAGAGGCCACCAGGUCAUAUGAAGAAAAGACUGUAAAAGAGGAUGAUAAAUACCAGUGUUCUGGGAACCGUCAGUUACCUCCUUCAAGUAAAUUAUCUGAGAAAAAUAUUCAAGGAGGAAAAAACCCAAACACUGGAUCCAAAAGUUUUACAAAGCCUGAUGCAAAUGCUGUAAAAGAUAAAAGCAAAGAUCCAAGUUCUGGGAUGUGUCAGUCCCCAUACUCAAAUUUGCUGGUGAAGCCUCAAGAAAAUAAUGUCACAGCCAAAAAAGAGCAACUGCCACCAGUACAUGAUGAAAAACCACUGUAUAAAACUGGCAGUCCAGAAAAGAAGAGUGAACCUGAGAGAAGAGAGAAAUACCAGCUAGGCUCUUCAGCUCAAUCAGAGAACUACAGCAAUGAUGGCUUAGGAGAGGUGGGCCCUGUAGGUGAUUUCACGAGUUAUCAAGCUCCAUUGCCAAGCAAAGGUAUAAAUUGUAAAAGCAGUACUGUCCUAAAAAAGACCAGUUUGUCUAAUACAGAGAAGUCCCCCAAAUCAUCCUCAUCAUUUCAUGUUGCAUCAGAAGAUGAGGAAAAUCCUGUUGGAAAUAGAAAAAAGCAGCCUGGAUAUAAGAAAUACACAGCGCUCUCAUCAAAGACUUUGGUGAAGCAUGAGAAAGAUGCGGCUGAAAGGGAGGGGAGCUGGCAGGCAGCUGGCAAAACAAGUGAGAAAAAAGCAGAGCUGGAGGACUGCUCUAAAGCAAUGCCAUUCUCAAAAUACACAGUGGAAAGCUACAGUGAAGGACCCUUAGAUUCGGCUUUCAAACCAUUGAUCAUUAGAGUAACUGACACAUUUAAACAUCACAGCUAAAAAUUACAGCUACAGCUUAGGCAAGAACUUACAACUCAUCAUGUCACCAAUUCUCUUGAUCUUUCUUUUCUUCUUUUUUCUUUAGGGCAUUAUAUUAUCAUUUUUUAAUCACAAGGACAUUGAUGUGCAUCUAUUCGAGCUGGGCUUUUUUCCUUUCUUAAACAUUAGCCCAAAGACAUGAAUUAAAUUAAUCACUGCAAGUGAAUUAGCUAAUCACUGAAUUAAUCAUCAGUUUAUAAAUUAAAUAUGAGGAGGGCUUUGAGAUCAGCGUGAAUUCAUCCCUGUCUCAGACUCUCCUUGCUAACUAAUGGGCUUUGUUUGUAACAAAGACAACUGUUCAGGCUGAACUCUAUUUGUAUUUACUUGUUCCAAUGAAACUCUGCUAGUACUUCUUCACGGAAUAGUGGUAGGCAGUGUAGCUUUAAUUAUGUCAAAAAGUGCUUGUUCUAAACUCUGCCUUUUCACAGAUUAGCAGAAACUGUUGAUCUAUUGCUGCACUGAGUGAUGCUGUUAGCAGAAGUAGUGAGGGAAGGAGGGGAAUGCUUCAUUUAUCUGCAUAGAAAUCCUAAAAGGACACUUAUGCUACAAGAGGAUUUACCGCAAAUGCAAAUGUUCAGCCUCAUUAAUAUUAAUAUUGGAAAAAUAGUGAUUUAACCUCCUCUGAAGCUAUUUGCGCUUCCCCCAUACACUGCGUGCAUUAUUGUUGCAAAGGUACACCAUUUGAAGGGGUUCUUAAUUAAUCCAGAUGAAUAUGCAACAAGCAUAAGAGCUCAGAAAAGCUCAAGGCUGAAAGGCCAUGAGGACAAGGUAAGCCAGACAGGCUGAACACUUUGCCAUGGCAGUUCAGCUCCUCCUGGGACAUCUGUCCCACUCCAAAUCCUGGGGCACACAGAUGUGAGGCAGGUGCCUCAGCUUACAUCAAAAGUCUUAGGAAGUGUUUAUUUUACAAUGCAAUGUGGAACAGAGCAGUAAAAAGCAGCCAGUCUCACUGAAUCCUAUUAAUGGGGUAUGAUUUUUUGUGUUUACAGUGAUAGCGACUUCUGCACAAAGUUCGUGUGUGAUGAACGUUGUUUUGGAGAAGUGAGGGUGGGGUUGCUGCCUUGGGUGUCUCAAUAAAGCUAUGACAGACAGAAUGUCCUACAGCAUCAACUCGCCCAUACACAAGUUUAGCUUAGCAUUGUAGCCACACAUUCAUGUUAAAACUUACUGUGGAGGAACCCUAAAGCCACAUCCUAAGGAUCCACCUUCAGGAAGUUGCAGAGAUACCCAGAGAGAGUUUAUACAAACAAGGUCCUGCUUCCCCAAGGCAGUGACUUCCCUUUAAUUUUUAAGAUGCUCUCCAUGACCACACUGUGCAGCCGAGGGCUGGCUGUUCCUCCAGCCCAGGUUGGCAGAAUGCCCCGACCCACUGCCAGCAAGAGAAUGAGGACAAGAACAGGCUGGCAGCAAGCUGAGAUCAAACCCUAUUGCCAGCACAAUGCACAUGAGUCACAUACGUGACAACUGGGCUGGCCUGGUCGGGGACACUGCUGGGAUGAAGUGGGGACGUGAAUAUUGUUUCUCCUGACCACUGAGGAGGCUUAAACUUUGAUUUCUUUUUCCUUUACAACACAUCAAGAAUUAGGCUUUCUGGCAUCUGGAGGGGCAAAAAAUUAAAAUCAUAAUUGUAUAUCACACCAGCCCUCAAAAAAUAAAAUUAAUUUUAUUGAAGAUACAAGACUGCCCUUCCACACAAAGGUGUAUUUCACCCACCAAGCUUUUAUGGACUGGCAACCAUAAAGGCCACUUGGUACUAAACCUAAACCAUAAUUUCCUUUUUAUUGCCCAUGAUUUCAUUUCCCAUUUGAGAAAAGUCCUUACAGCAUAGAGCAUUUUGUGCCAAACUUGAGUAAUAAAUUCUCUAUUAGCUGGCUUCUCCUGCCAGCACAGGAGAAUCACAGAACUGUUGUGGUUGGAAAAGAUUUCUAAGACCAUCAUGUCCAACCAUUAACCCAGCACUGCCAAUUCCACCAGUAAAACAUGUACCUAAGCAUCACAUCCACAUGUUUUUUGAACACUUCCAGAGAUAAUGACUCCAGUAUUUCCCUGGGCAGCCUGUCCCAAUGCCUGACACCCAUUUUGGUGAAGAAAUUUUUCCUAAUAGGCAAUCUAAAUCUCUCUUGAUGCAACUUGAGCCCAUUUUCUUUGUCCUAUCACUUUUACUUGGGAAAGGAAACCAGCCCCCACCUGUCUACGACCUCCUUUGAGAUAGCUAUAGAGAGCACUAAGGUCCCUCCUCAGGCUCCUUUUCUCCAGGCUAAACAACCCAGCUCCCUCAGCCACUCCUCAUAAGACUUGUGCUCCAGACCCUUCCCCAGCUCUGUUGCCUUUCUCUGAACAUGCUCCAGCACCUCAAUAUCCUUCUUGUAGUGAGAGGCCCAGAACUAAACACAGGAUUUGAGGUGCAGCCUCACCAGUGCUGAGUGCAGGGAGACAAUCACUGCCCUGGUCCUGCUGGCCACGCUAUUCCUGAUACAGACCACGAUGCCACUGGCCUUCUUGGCCACCUGGGCACACUGCUGGCUCAUGUUCAGCUUCUGUCAACCAGCACUCCAAGGGUUCUUUUCCACCAGGCAGAUUUCCAACUGCUCUUCUCCAAGACUGCAGAGCUGCAGGGGGUUACUGUGACCCAAGGGUAUGACCCAGCACUUUGCCCUGUUGAACCUCAUACAAUUCACCUCAGCUCAUUGAUCCAGCCUGUCCAGAUCUCUUUGCAGAGCCUUCCUACUCUCCAGCAGAUCAAGACUCCUGCCCAACUUGGAGUCAUCUCCAAACUAAGAGUGGGCUCAAUCCCCUCAUCCAGAUCAUUGAUAAAGGUAUUAAACUGGACCAGACCUUCUGCUGAGCCCUGGGGAACCCCACCAGUGACUGUCCACCAGCCAGAUUUAACUCCAUUCACCCCCAUCCUCUCGGCCUGGCCAUCCAGCCAUUUUUCUAGCCAGCAAACAGCAAGCUGUCCAAGCCAUGAGCAGCCAGUUCUUCCAGGACAAUGCAUGGGAAAUGGUGUCAAAGGCUUUAUUAAAGUCUAGUUAGACCACAUCCACAGCCUUUCCCUUAUCCACUAAACAGGUCACCUUAUCAUAGAAGGAGUUUUAAUAGUUCUUAUUAGAAUUUAAUCAUUCGUAUUAGAAACCAUUUUAAUCUUUUUCUAACCUUUUAAAAGAAAUGGCAGGGACGUUGCCCCUUAUUCACACCUGGAAAGAAUACUACUGUCUAACAAAUGAAAGGAGUUCUUGUCUCUGCCAGAAAGUUAGCCAAAUAUUAAGCAGGUGCCUCCCAGCAGAGCUAGUCCUUGGGCACCAGGAGGCCUCUAAGUCUUUCAAUUUAUGCCUGCCAUGUUUGUUUUUCUAAACAGACAUGCAACACUAGCAGACCAAGAUGCAGCAUCCUGUGUUCAGGAUAAGUCAGGCAGAGUCAACUUGUGGGGGUUAGCUUUUAGGUUGCCUCAUGCCUUAAUCUCUGCUGGUAAGACAAAGUAUCCAUCCAAGUCAACUGACCCUCCCCAAAGUGCGCUUAAAGCAUGACAGAGAUUUGCAUUAAAUGCAUCCUUAAGGGUAAUGUCUCACUUAAGGAAGUUGCUUCAUUUUGGGAGUUAACAUGUUUAAUCUUCCAGGAAAGAAGAGAGCAAGGCCAUACAAAUUUGAGUGGUGAUGGCUAGCAGAGAAGUAGAAGACUGGUGUGCUUUGCAUUCAGCAAGCCACUCCAGACCAUGCAGGCAGGAAAUUUAGCACUGGUGAUAAGCAAAGAAAUGCCAGAAAUUAGUAUUUCAGAAAGAAAAAAGAGUUCAAGGAGUGAUAUGUUCAUCUGUGCCAGCUGUGCCACGUGUGCAAAUGGCCAGGCUCAAACUUAAUGAGACCCUUGACAAGGGAGACACCACAACAGAAAACAGUUUCAUUCCCAGUCUCUAGUAGUCCUUCACAGAUUUUUUGUGCCUCUGCUACCCUUUAGGUACAUCUCUCAUGCCAUCACAGAAGAGGCAGUGAAGGGAGUCCUCCCAGCCACUACUUCAAUUUGUCUGAUGUAAUAACAGAUACUUUUGAUGCUUGUGCCUGCACAUCUCUUGGCUUUUGUGGUUUUGGAAAAUGGGUGUACAGUUCUGUUCCUUCUCCAUACUACAGCCCUUUGCUUUACUAAUAUGCAUUUCUCAAGGUCACUGAAGGGAUGAGAUCCUUAGCCUGCACUAGAUGAAGCAGGAUUUUUUUUUGCCAGUUUUAUUAAUUAUUCCUUAAAGCCCUGGCUUAGCUGUAGAUGCAGACAAUCAAAACCAGGCCAGGCACAGGACAAAUAAAGACAGGUAGACAAGGUUUUUCAAGGUUCCUCUUCUGUGAUGACAUAUUUUGAAAUUUCACAUUCUUACAGAAUUAGACACUCAUGGAGAGAGAAUUAGAUUAAUGACAGUAUUAUUGCCCUGGGCAUAGUCCAUUUCUUUGGAGUCUCCAAAAUGCAGUUUUCCAGGGGUUUUUGAAAGCCCGAAUAAAAGAGUCAUUUAAGGGGAGUCCAGACUCUGAGCUGGAACUGGGGCACCUGAAGGGUCCCACCUGAAGAAGCAGGUUUGAGGGGACCUCAGUGGUUAGUGGUGGGGUAGAGGCUGGCAACAGAGAAGCCAGGCAGGCUCCCAGUAGCAGCCAUCAGUAAAGUCCUUCACUUUUUAUGUCCUCUCUAAUUAGGUCAAAUAACCCCUAGCACUCCACAUUGGCAGGACACCUCUCAGAUGGGCUUAGUAAUAUGGAAAUCACAAAAGGAUUGGUCUGGGGUGAUUCAGAUAGUCAAACUUGGACCUGAGCAACUGGCACAUCAGUGUGACAGUACAGUCCCCUUCACAGUGUUAAACAAGUGCUCAUCAUCUCCAACAGCCCCACACAUCCUCCCAGAUUUCUGACUGAAGGACUAAUCUCUGCCUUUGGUCCCCAAACUCAGAACUAGGUCAACUGCCCACUGGAUGCACCUUGCUCUCCCUCCAUCUCCUAUGGCAAUGCAGUCUUAAGGCUCUUGGGGCUGAGUGGGACAAACCCAGGCUCCAGAGUCCCAGCUUUGCAAAGAGACCACCACUUUCUCCAGAAGUUUCACAAAGAAAAUGUGAUGCCUAUAUUUCUGGGGCUUCAGGUGCUAGGAGAGGUCAGAAGACUCAUGGGAGAGCUUCCUCUCCCACCCCAGCUCUGAAAGGGCUGCUAAGCCGUGCUGGAUGAGCAUUGUCUCCAUAUAAGUAUAAUAAAGAGCUUCUCCUUGAUUUUUUUUUCAAAUUAAAAGAGGGCACAUAAAGCAUAGCUAUUCCCAGCAGAAGUAUCCUAAACCCUGUGAAGGCUUAGCCUGUAGAAGAACUGAGGCUAGUGCUGUACCAUGAGGUGCAGGUGGUCCACUGCAAAGUUAAAAAAUAUGUCACUACUUUCUUCCAGACCUCAUAACCAGGAAGAAACAGUUGUCCCUGUAGUGCUGUCUGAUUCCAAAUUUUUCAAAUGAAAUAAAAAAAUUAACAAAUGCAUACAUUUGGCUCUGAACUGUGACAUAACUUAGCAAUUUAUCAGCAUCUUCUUCAUUUGGAUAACCUUUUAACACAUCACACAUGACAAAAAAGACGGAGACCACGACCUUAAGUUGCACAAUUUGACUCAGGUUUUCCCCGUUGUACUCUUUCGGAUGUCAGUGGAGCUGGUAAUGGAAGAAAACACUAAAGAUAACACAAAAGACUUCAUAUCCCAGCACACAGGGACUAUACAACAUCCCCCCCAGGCCCGAGAUACCACAGAGGAAAUCUGUGGGCUGCUGACAGUAGAAAAGCCCCACCUAAUGGUUGAAUUUGUAAAGCAGGCUGCAGGCAAGCAGUGAGGAAAGCAGAGAAAACGUAGGAAUACUGGCAGGAAUAGCAAGGACAUUUAGGAAACCAUUUAUUCCCUUAUUCCUGUGCUGGUAAGCACUGGACAUCAUCCAGAAGAAGUUUGUCUGGGUGACCAGAGAAACCUGAAAAGUGAUAACUAGGGAUCUUUAUGGAUUUGGGAGUGGGGGAUUUCUCUGGAAGACUAAAGUAAAUCUCUGUUACCUGAGAAAUAAGCACUGCUCAGCAUUUGCUCUCUAAAAAUCAAGAUUCUUUCGCAAGAUGCCUCAUGUUAGGCAACCAAAGUGCCUUCUAAAUAAAUUGCCCCAGGUUUCUGAAAUACAUGAGAGUUUCCUAGGUACCUCCUGGCCCCAGCAUCUAAAAAAGAAAAGGAUGUGAACAAAAGAAUUGGUGUGCAAGGACUGGCCAGCUCACUGCAGCUCUGUAGGUGAAAGCAGCCAGUGCAGGUUGCUUUUGCCACAAGGAAUUGCAACCACUUUCUGCAGAUCACACAACUUCUUUGGCCUGCACAAUGGUAGUUGCUGCAGUUGCUGGUUGAGAUGCAAUCUAAAAAGAAGGUGAGUCCUUCCCAUUGCUGUGACCCCCAGGACUUCUGGAAGGAAUCUAAGAAAGAAACUCUUGGACACUGUAGAACCAGUCCAUCCUUAUCAAGAAAUAACUGUGUUCAGUCAAGUUACACCAUCAGAGUGAAAUCCUCGUGCUCCUUGGGGUUCGUACCGAUACAAUGGACUCUCAAAUGGCAGUUCUGGAUUGCUAACCCAGUUACUGAGAUCUUUCAUUCUUCUGAGGAAUGGGAAUGGUGCCGACAGCGGUGAUCUAAACACCCAAAUAAGGUCCCACCAAAUGUAUCUCAACUUUAACUGUCUCCAAGCUUCAGGACACUUAUUCAGAAGACCAGAAAUCCCCAAAAGACAUCUUCUUUAUUAACUCUUUUAAAUUACACACAUCAUAUAACAGGAAAGUCUGUACCAUUGUCAUACCAUACAGAUUUCUUAAUAAAACUGUUUUCCUUCUUAGAUGGGUUCCUUAUUUGUACCAUUGAGUCUUACUUGUGUGUUGAGAAGAUUAAAAUAAUAA